UGAUUCGUGGACGUUUAACUUGGAGUCAGAUGUUAAGUUUGCGCUUAGUGUUCAGUGUCCGUUAUCAGGAGAAGGUUCGACUCUGUGUUCAGUUGCAGUGAUGCUUCUUAGGUUCAUUUGUGCGCUUGUGACCAGAUCACUAUUUAUUUUAAUUUCACUUAUAGGGAUGUGGAGAGUCAUUUGGGUGAAAAACAACAAGUUAUAUUGGCUUCUUGCUGUCCUGUUUCUGCCACUUGUAGUGGAAAUGAUGUUAACAUUGAGGAGAAGACAAGGGAAACACUGUAAGUGGUUUUCUCCAGCUAUUUUCCUGUUCCUUGUUAGUAUUAUACCGAGCAUCUGGAUCCUUGAGCUUCAUCAUCAGCAUAAUAUCAAACAGGAUAUCAAGUGUAAUCGACUCGAUUCUUCAGAGAACAUUAAAAGACUCUUUAAUAACUGGACAACCUUGAAUUCUACUAAUGUGACUGCAUUUUCUAAGAUUAUCCAAGACUCUGAGAAGCUCUUGACUUCAGUGUGUGCCAACGACUGGAUUUUGGCGCUACACCAGGCCUUGUUGGUGCUGCUGAUAGUGGGAAAGUGGCUGCUGCCUAACGAAGGAGGUCUCACCCGAGACCAGCUCUCGCAACUACUCCUCAUCUUUGUAGGAACGGCCGCAGACAUCCUAGAGUUCACCAGCGAGACUCUGUCCGAUGUCAAGGAUAAGAGCCCAGUGUUGGUGUACAUUAUUCUAGCCAUCUGGACGUGGAGUAUGCUACAGUUCCCUCACAAUCUCACAGUGUUAAAUCCUAACACAGAGGAGUACGAGGCGGAGGCUGGUUCUCUCCUUUCUAGACACCGAACAGACUUCUGGUCUGUGAUCGAAGCACUCUUAAUUCAGGACGGCCCGUUUUUGGUGGUCCGCUUGACCGUCAUGAUACACUUUGAAAUCGUUCACCAAAUGCUGGUCUUCUUUGCCAUCAAGAACUUCCUAGUGGUGGCACUGAGCAUGUAUCGACUCUGGGUCAUUUGUUUUGACUCCAGACCCUGAGAUCCUUAAAAAAGGUUUACAAUCAAAUGUAUAAAAUGUACUUUCUUAUUAGGAUAUCCUUUAGCUGAGACUUGUUUAGCUUUCAUUUACAAGUGUAACUUACAUUUUUAUGUACAAGAUUCAUUAGAGAGUGUAAUCUGAUAUCUUAGCUAUCAUUGUUCAUGAACUCAUCAUCAGGUAUCACUGUGUAUAUAAAUAAAAUAGUUUAUAACAAAAAUAGUUUGUAUUUGAAGAAGGAAAUGGUUUCAUCAAAAUCCACGUGUACCGUGUGUUUUUUUUUUAUUUUCAUGUAAACUGGUGCUCAUGUGAGUCUCCGGCACUGGAGCUGCACUUACAGUUUGAACAUAUGAGCAACACAAACACUUAUCAAACUUAUCACUUAUCACUUCUGUAAGUAAACUGUAGAAAAAGAGCUCAUGCAGUGUCUCCACCCACCAGGGAGAAAAAUGAUGGCUGUCAGUGUGUUCAAUGUCCUGUUUCUAUCUUGCAAAACUGAAAAAAAAGAUGGUUUGUAAGUGUUUAAAAGAUUUCACAGAAUUCAUUUUAUGCUGAAUUUUUGAAGGAAACCUGUUUGUAUUGUGAAGCUAAAAUCUACCAUCAGGUCGACACUACAGUACAAGAUUAUGACAUCAGGACCCAGACAGACAUGUGGGAUGUGGUAGAUCAUAUGAAUGUCAUGCGCUGCCACUUCUGGGCCCCUGAGUAAGGCCCUUUACCCUCAGUUAGUUCAGUUGUAUAAAAAAUGAGAUGAAUGUAA
Messenger RNA from Tachysurus vachellii, 1781 nucleotides. It is a transcript of the gene tmem26b, whose product is annotated as transmembrane protein 26b. Lineage: Eukaryota; Metazoa; Chordata; Actinopteri; Siluriformes; Bagridae. Bases 101 to 1024 code for a protein of 307 amino acids. The transcript has 6 exons. The record is from RefSeq and is a predicted model, not a curated record.